Emiliania huxleyi CCMP1516 is the source of this 1326-nucleotide messenger RNA. RefSeq lists its product as hypothetical. The record is from RefSeq and is a predicted model, not a curated record. NCBI's taxonomy places the organism in Eukaryota, Haptophyta, Isochrysidales, Noelaerhabdaceae. The transcript is spliced from 3 exons. The coding region runs from base 1 to 1326 and encodes 441 amino acids.
AUGGCCGAUACAAGCAUGAAGCAGCCCCUGAUAGACGAAACCGGCAACCCUGAAGGCUACAUCAACUUGGCCGAGUAUGACGCAACCAUGAUGGAGUGGCCUGGGAUUGCCAUCGCAAACAUCUACACGGGCGCAGCUUGUGAUGUGAAUGCCCUGACAACAGCCGUUCAAAACGUGGUGGCCAAACACCCGAUCCUGGGUGGCCGUCUGGUGAAGGUUCCGAAGACGCAGGCUGCAUCUGGAUUUGCGGUACGCCUACUCCCGGGCGUUUCCGGCGUUCCGAUUCGUGUGUUUAACUUGAGCGCUGAUGAGGAGGCUCAGGCGUCAAAGGUGACCCCAAAGAGCAUGGUUGCAGAUUUUUGGUCCUCGCAAUCCAUCUGCGUGGAAUUGUUCGACAAGUGCUUGCCAGGUAAGGUGACGGUCGAUCAGGACAUGCCCCUGAUGACGGUUGUCAUUGGGGUGGGCAAGAGCCUCUUUUCCUUGGGCAUUUCCCUCAGUCACGCAAUUGCCGAUGGUUGGUCGUAUUACCGGGCCCUUGCCGCGCACACGACGAAGGUCUCAAGUUGGACAGCCACCAAGCACAGCAUGUGCGAUCUGGCCAAGCUGAAAGCUGCCGCACGCAACUCUGCGCCGGAUUGCCCAAUCAUCAGCGGGAACGACUGCCUGUAUUCGAUCAUUUGCAAUGCGCUCGAAGGGGUGCAUUCCGGGACUUAUGCCUCCAACUUGCGCGGCAAGGUACCGGACCUCCCGCAUGAUUUGUUUGGCAACUGCGAGGGCGUCUGGCACUUCACCAAGUCUGGUCCAGAAUUCCAUGCCAUGGACACGCGCAGGUCGAUUCUGGCCAACGGGGCGGAUCCAGGCACCACCAUGACUAACCUCUUUUGCUCGCGCGUGUACCUGUUUACAAGCUGGGCCAAGGUCCAACAUUUUGUUACCAUCCCUGGCGCAACGCUCCAAUGCCAUGCAUGUUUUUCUACUUUGGAGGAUUACUCGUCGGUGCUCUGGAAGACUGACUUCGCGGUCUGCUACAAGAACUCGGCGACGGAAUACUUUGCCGUGAUAUGGCACCGCAAGUCCGACAUUCCUCGACUCCAAGCCGCGUGUGCCAAAGCCGGAAUUAUGUACUCGACGCAGCAGGCUGACGAGCUCAAGGAGAAGAUUUCCAAAAAGAAUGAGGGUGUCAUCACCGAGCCCAAAAAGGGCGGCAACAAGAUGUCGGUGGUGGGCCUCUUUUUGUUGGGCGUGGUGGCAGUAGCCGCGGUGGCGGUGGUGUACCGCGGCAGGAUGGUACGGGACCCCUCGAUCGUCUCGCCCUCCCUCACCUAG